AUGGGCGACCCCGGGCACCAGGACCCCAGACCCGGCACCCCGGCCCCACAGAGGAAGCCGGCCACCCAGACAGGGCCAGCACCCAUCACCACGGGCCCCCCAGCCCCACAACCCAAGACUAUAAGAGCAUCCGUCCAAGCCCCCACCACCAACAACCAGGGCCGGCACAGAAACCACAGACUGGCAGCCACAGUCUCCAGUCCAAGAGCCAUCAGACACCCGAAUCCCCCGGCUCACCCCCAGCCACCUGCCGGGUACACCGCGAGACAAGACUACAGCCGGUCACCCCCAUCAUGUGAUGGAGCUGAUCAAUCCACCCACUGGGUGGAGUGCUGUGCCGAGCGUUAUAUUAAACAGAGGAGUGCUGCUUCCUUUCACACUCCAAAUGGACGAACGACGGGCAACAGCGACUCAAUCCCUGAAGGUGAUGCACUGAGGAUUGUGAUGAUUGGCAAAACUGGUGUUGGGAAGAGUGCCGCAGGCAACAUUAUUGUGGGAAAAGAGCUGUUUGAGUCUGAAGUGAGUUCAGACUCAGUGACAGAGACGUGCCAAAUAGAACGUGUGAAACACUGCAAAAGAAAGAUCCACGUGAUUGAUACCCCCGGUGUUCUGGAUACAUCUAAAGAUGCUGACAUCAUAAAGAAAGAGAUUGCAAAAUCCAUCCAUAUGAGCUCUCCCGGCCCUCACGUCUUCCUGCUGGUCCUUCAGAUCGGCAGGUUCACCAAAGAAGAAAACAACUCUGUGCAAGCUCUGGAGAAACUCUUUGGACCCGAGGCAUCAAAGCACAUGAUCGUGCUGUUCACUCACGGUGAUGACCUGACUAAAAAGGGGUUGACCAUUCAUGACUACCUAAAAAGUGGCAACCCUAGACUCAUAGAGGUGCUGAAUCGAUGCGGUAAUCGAUACCACGUCUUCAACAACAAGAACAAGAACAGAACUCAGGUGGUUGAGCUGAUAAAGAAGAUCGAUGACAUGGUGGCAGCAAAUGGAGGAUCGCACUACACCGAUGAAAUGUUUGAGAAGGCACGGAGGAUUCUGAGGCAGGAGCAUCAAAACACACCCGAAAAGCUUUUCAACAACACAAAAUUCAUGUUGGAGCUGCAGCAGAAAGUCAUCCUGUUUCAGAAAGUGUUGGGUAACACAAUGGGCUGGACUGAUGCCUAA
Molecule: messenger RNA, 1164 nt
Organism: Archocentrus centrarchus (flier cichlid)
Lineage: Eukaryota; Metazoa; Chordata; Actinopteri; Cichliformes; Cichlidae
Product: GTPase IMAP family member 7-like
Exons: 3
Coding region: 1-1164 (387 amino acids)
Molecular function (GO): GTP binding
Source: RefSeq, a predicted model, not a curated record